AUGGCUCGAUCGUCGAGCGCAAAGCCACCGGCGCGGGCAUCGCCACCACCUGCUCCCGGGAAUGCGAGCACCAAAUCCAAAUCCAAGUCGGCGAAGCCCAAGCCUGAUGACUACUCCUCCGAGGGUGUCGAGGACCACGAUGUUUUCUUGCUCCCCAUUUCCGAUUACAAAAUCAUGCUGGCAAUUACUGCGGUCUCUGCCCUUGUGCGGCUGUUCCGCAUCUACCAACCCAGCAGCGUCGUCUUCGAUGAGGUCCACUUCGGCGGUUUCGCUUCGAAGUAUAUCAAGGGCAAAUUCUUCAUGGACGUUCAUCCUCCGCUCGCCAAGCUCAUGAUUACAUUGUUCGGCUGGCUUGCUGGUUUUGAUGGCAACUUCGACUUCAAGGACAUUGGGAAGGAUUAUCUGGAGCCGGGCGUUCCGUAUGUUGCGAUGCGCAUGUUCCCUGCAAUUUGCGGCAUCCUGCUCGCUCCCGUUAUGUUCUUGACACUCAAAGCUGCCGGCUGCCGUACCUCCACUGCCGUUAUGGGCGCUGGCCUUAUUAUUUUCGAGAACGGUCUCUUGACUCAGGCCCGUCUGAUUCUUCUCGACUCUCCCCUUAUGAUCGCCACGGGGUUCACUGCCCUGGCCUUCACAUCCUUCACUAACCAGCAUGAGCUCGGCCCCUCGCGUGCCUUCAGUCUGAGUUGGUGGUUCUGGCUGUUUAUGACUGGCAUUGGUCUGGGAAUUACCUUCAGUAUCAAAUGGGUUGGUCUCUUCACGAUUGCCUGGGUUGGCUUCUUGACUCUUGUUCAGCUUUGGGUCUUGCUUGGUGAUUACAAGCAUGUUACAAUCCGCAUCUUUGCUAAGCACUUCUUGGCCCGGGCUUUCUGUCUGAUUGUUAUCCCUCUGGGCAUCUACAUGAGUAUGUUUGCCAUUCAUUUCCUUUGCCUGGUGAAUCCUGGCGAUGGGGAUGGAUUCAUGAGCCCCGAGUUCCAGUCAACCCUAAGAACGAAGGCCAUGAAGGAUGUCCCUGCCGACGUUUUGUUUGGCAGCCGGCUUGUUAUCCGGCACGUGAACACACAGGGUGGCUAUCUUCAUUCUCACCCUCUGAUGUAUCCAACUGGUUCGAAGCAGCAGCAGGUCACCCUUUACCCACAUAAGGACGAUAACAACUUGUGGCUUCUUGAGAAUCAGACACAACCUCUCGACUCGAACGGCCAGCCUAUCAAUGGCACCAAUGCAUGGUACAAGCUACCUGAGCCGCAGUAUGUCAAGAACGGUGAUAUCAUUCGGCUAUAUCACCUGGCUACUCAUCGUCGACUGCAUUCUCACGACAUUCGGCCGCCAAUUACUGAAGCAGAUUGGCAAAACGAGGUCUCCGCUUAUGGCUACGAGGGUUUUGACGGCGAUGCCAACGAUCUAUUCCGGGUUGAGAUUGUGAAGAAGAAGUCGAAGCCUGGUGUUGCCCAGGAGCGUCUGCGUACCAUCGACACCAAGUUCAGGCUCGUUCAUGUUAUGACCGGUUGCGUGCUGUUUUCGCAUAAAGUCAAACUUCCCGACUGGGCGUCGGAGCAGCAGGAGGUGACCUGCGCUCGCGGCGGUACGCUUCCCAACAGUCUCUGGUACAUUGAGUCUAACGAACAUCCCCUGCUUGGUCCUGAUGUUGAAAAGGUCAACUAUCGCAAUCCGGGCUUCUUUGGCAAGUUCUGGGAGCUCCAGAAGGUUAUGUGGAAGACAAACGCCGGCCUUACGGAUUCUCAUGCCUGGGACUCUCGCCCUCCUUCCUGGCCCAUUCUCCGCCGCGGUAUCAAUUUCUGGGGCAAAGAUCACCGUCAGGUCUAUCUGAUUGGCAACCCGCUCAUCUGGUGGAGCGCUAGUGCUGCCGUUGCUAUCUAUAUUGUCUUCAAGGGCAUCGCGAUACUCAGAUGGCAGCGGAGCUGCAACGACUACGCUAAUCCCGUCUUCAAGCGGUUUGAUUACGAGAUCGGUACCUCUGUUCUUGGCUGGGCUCUUCAUUACUUCCCGUUCUAUCUCAUGAAGAGGCAGUUAUUUUUGCACCACUACUUCCCUGCUCUAUACUUCUCGAUCAUCGCACUUUGCCAGAUCUACGACUUCGUUUCCUACCGAUUUUCUCUGUUCGGCCUCAAGGACAAACCGAUGAUCGGCAGACUCGGCGUCAUUGUGUUCUUGACUCUUUCCUUCAUUGUCUUUACUUUGCUCUCUCCUCUUGCGUAUGGCAAUGCAUGGACCAAGGCGGAGUGCAAGCGCGUCAAGCUGUUCAAGACUUGGGACUGGGAUUGCAACACUUUUUUGGACAACUAUGAUGCAUACAAAACUGUGCAGACAUUCACUUCCUCACCAAUGGCUUCUCAGACUGCUCAACAGUCAGUAAAGGCUCAGCAGCCGAAGGCAGUCGGUGGUAAGGGUGCCCAGAUCCCUGUUGCCGAUCAGAAACAGAAGGAAGAGGUAAAGCAACAGGUGUCUGGUGCUCCUUUGCCACCAAACCAAAAGGUUAUCCACAAAGAGGAGCACAUUGAGUACCGUGACCAAUAUGGCAACCUAUUGAACGAGGAACAAGUUAAAGCCUUGGAAGGCAAGGUCGAGUUUAAGACCAGAUAUGAGACCCGUACUCGCAUCAUUGACUCUCAGGGCAACACGAUCAUCCUCCCGCCGGGAGAGAAGCUGCCAGAGGGACUUGAUAACCAGGGAGUUGCUCCUCCGCAUCCCGAUGUCGAAGGCGUCGAUCGUUCGACUUCUCAGAGCCUGAUUCCUGAUGAAGCCAUCCCCGAGGCUAAGCAGAGCGUCGAAGGCGAGAAUGAACAAGAGAAUCACGCUCCUAAACCAGCGAGCGAAGUUAAUGAAGCGACUGCCAAGGCAGAUGAGGAAAAGGAAGAGCUCUAG
Messenger RNA from Thermochaetoides thermophila DSM 1495, 2880 nucleotides. RefSeq lists its product as uncharacterized. The transcript is spliced from 6 exons. Gene Ontology annotation, biological process: protein O-linked glycosylation via mannose. Lineage: Eukaryota; Fungi; Ascomycota; Sordariomycetes; Sordariales; Chaetomiaceae. Gene Ontology annotation, molecular function: dolichyl-phosphate-mannose-protein mannosyltransferase activity. The coding region runs from base 1 to 2880 and encodes 959 amino acids. Gene Ontology annotation, cellular component: endoplasmic reticulum; membrane. The record is from RefSeq and is a predicted model, not a curated record.